Cutaneotrichosporon cavernicola is the source of this 1929-nucleotide messenger RNA. RefSeq lists its product as uncharacterized. The transcript has 3 exons. The record is from RefSeq and is a predicted model, not a curated record. Gene Ontology annotation, molecular function: copper ion binding; ferroxidase activity. Gene Ontology annotation, cellular component: high-affinity iron permease complex. NCBI's taxonomy places the organism in Eukaryota, Fungi, Basidiomycota, Tremellomycetes, Trichosporonales, Trichosporonaceae. Gene Ontology annotation, biological process: cellular response to iron ion starvation; reductive iron assimilation. Bases 1 to 1929 code for a protein of 642 amino acids.
AUGGUCUCCGCACUCAUUGCGGCAUUGCCGCUCCUGUCGGUGGCUCAGGCCGCCAUCAUUGAACACUGGUGGAACAUCUCGUACACCACUGCCAACCCUGACAGCCGCUUCGAGCGCCGAGUCAUCGGCGUGAACGGUACAUGGCCUCCACCCGUCCUCGAGGCGACGCAGGGCGAUGUUCACCUCAUCCACGCCUACAACGGCAUGGGCGACGACAAUAUCCCCACCGCUCUCCACGCUCACGGUAUGUUUUUCAACAACACCAACUACUGGGACGGUGCGACAGGUGUCACGCAGUGCGGUAUCCCCAACGGCAAGACGCUUGACUACCACAUCGACACAUCUCUCCACCACGGUACUUACUGGGUCCACGGCCAUUACGAUGGCCAGUACGUCGACGGUCUCCGCACUCCCUCCAUCAUCCACCCCAAGGACAACCGUACGGACGGCCUCACCUGGGACGACGAGUACACCCUCAUCGUGUCCGACUGGUACCACGAACAGCACCACGACUUGAAGGUCAACGAGUUCCUGUCCUGGACCAACCCCACCGGUGCCGAGCCCAUUCCAAAGUCGGCAGUCUGCUACGUCGUUCACAACGGCCAGUACAUCGGCAACAUUGCCAACGGCGAGGGUGUCACUGCCGACGUUAAGAACAACGCCAAGAUCAACUUCCAGCCGGGCAAGAAGUACCGCAUCCGCAUCAUCAACAUGUCUGCGCUUGCCAUGUUCCACAUUGGCAUCGGCGGCCACAAGUGGUCGGUCAUUGAGACUGACGGUAUCGACACGGUGCCGUACGAGAUCGAUCUUAUCGAGGUUGCUGUUGCUCAGCGCUUCUCGAUGUACGUCGAGGCUCUCAACCAGACCACGGACAACUUUGCCUUCAACAUCAUGCAGUCGCCCGACAUGUACGACGCCGAGCCCGAGGAUCUCCCCAACCCGCCACACGACCUCAACGUCAACAACACCAUUCAGAUCGUCUACAACGACAACGCCCCCGCGGCCGAGAUCAUGGAGUACGAGUCUUGGGGCGACCCAAUGGACGACACGUGGUUCGUGCCGCUCGCCAAGGAGGUCAUGGUUCCCGCCGACGUCGAGUACACUGUCCACGCCAACUUUGACACCUACGACGACGGCACCAACCGCGCUUCGUUCACUCUCGACGGCGGCUUCCAGAACACGACCUACCGCAGCCCCAAUGUCCCGUCGAUAUUCACGGCCAUGACCAUGGGCCAGGAUGCCACGAACCACGCCAUCUAUGGUGCCCAGACGUCCGUCAUUCCCCUCGAACACCUGAAGAUGAUCCAGCUGAACGUCCACAACUGGGAUGCCGGCUUCCACCCCUUCCACCUCCACGGCCACGUCUUCCAGGUCGUCUACAAGUCGUUUGACGUGACCUCAAAUGACAACGCGACUAACCCGCCCUUCAACCCCUCGCAGGAGAACCCCGCCCGCCGUGACACGGUCACUAUCCCGCCCGGCGGCAUGGUGUCGCUCCGCUUCCGUGCCGACAACCCGGGCGCCUGGUUCUUCCACUGCCACAUCGACUGGCACUUGACCUCGGGCCUGGCCCUGGUCUUCGUCGAGGCACCCGACGUCAUGCAGCAGACGCUCCAGAUCCCCCAGCAGCUCAAGGACCUCUGUACAGACCAACACAUCCCGGCACAAGGCAACGUUGUAGGCAAGUUCUCAACCACCGACUUCAAGGGCCAACCAUGGGGUCCCUUCCCCGUGGUUAUGGGCUGGACGCCCAAGGCCAUCGGCGCCAUGGCCGGCUGCAUCAUCACUUUCCUGGUCGGCUUCGCCACCAUUGUCUGGUACGGCACUGGCGAGCUCAACGAGGAGGACCUGGAGGAGGAGGUCCGCCGUCACAUCGAGGCCAAAGCCAACAAGAAGCCUCUGUGGAAGAAGGUUGCGCGCCGCUCGUAA